ACACCACCACAAAUAAGUAGGAGAGAGGGGGAAACCAAGAGAAGAUGGUGAGCUCGGGGAGGGCGCUCCUCCUUGUGGCGGUGGCGGCGACGGCCGUCGGCCUGGCCGGUGCGAGCUUCCGGGACAACUGCGACAUCAAGUGGAACCCCGAGAACGCGGCCUUCUCCGAGGACGGCCACGGCCUGACCAUGUCCCUGAAGAGCAACUCCUCCGGCUGCUUGUUGCAGACGAAGAAGCAGUUCAUCUACGGCAGCGUGUCCACCCUCAUCAAGCUCGUCCCGGGGAACUCGGCGGGCACCGUCACCACAUACUACACAUCGUCUGUGGGGGCUGACCAUGACGAGAUCGACUUCGAGUUCCUGGGGAACGAGACGGGGCAGCCCUACACGCUGCACACCAACGUUUUCGCCGACGGCGUGGGCAAGAAGGAGAUGCAGUUCGUGCCGUGGUUCGACCCCACGGCCGACUUCCACGCCUACACCAUCUCCUGGACGCCGUGCAUGAUCGUCUGGUACGUGGACGACGUCCCCAUCCGGGUGUUCCGCAACUACCGUGACAAGGGCAUUGCCUACCCGAUCAAGCGGCCCAUGUUCGGCUACUCCAGCAUCUGGUCGGCGGAGGACUGGGCCACGCAGGGCGGCCGCGUCAAGGCCGACUGGUCCAAGGCGCCCUUCGUCGCCGGCUACCGCGACAUGGUCCUCGACGUCUGUCCCUGCGACGGAAGCGACUCCUGCGUCUACGGCUGCGCCGGGGCCUUCGGCCACGGCGGGCGGCAGCAGAACUGCGCCGGCCUCACCGACGAGCAGCGGGGCAAGAUGCUGUGGCUGCAGAAAUAUCACAGGAUCUACGACUACUGCGUCGACUACAGGGACAACAAGAAGCCCGGCCCAGAGUGCAGCCUGCCGCAGUACUGACCAUCCAGCUGCUGCCUGAUCGUGGAACGCACCAAAGAAGCAAUGGUUGUCAACCACUGCAUACAAAAUCAAUUGAUUUGACUGGGACUUCAUUUAUUUAUUUAAUAUAAACAUAUAUGUUAUUUGUUUUCUCGAGACUUUUCAUUGAUUCUAGUUGCUCCCCGUUUGUUUUGUAAUCUUUGUUAUUUUGUGAACAACUCGACCAUAUA
Molecule: messenger RNA, 1123 nt
Organism: Hordeum vulgare subsp. vulgare (domesticated barley)
Lineage: Eukaryota; Viridiplantae; Streptophyta; Magnoliopsida; Poales; Poaceae
Product: probable xyloglucan endotransglucosylase/hydrolase protein 12
Exons: 2
Coding region: 45-914 (289 amino acids)
Biological process (GO): cell wall biogenesis; xyloglucan metabolic process
Cellular component (GO): apoplast; cell wall
Molecular function (GO): hydrolase activity, hydrolyzing O-glycosyl compounds; xyloglucan:xyloglucosyl transferase activity
Source: RefSeq, a predicted model, not a curated record